This is a messenger RNA of Prunus avium (sweet cherry), 660 nucleotides long. The record is from RefSeq and is a predicted model, not a curated record. Lineage: Eukaryota; Viridiplantae; Streptophyta; Magnoliopsida; Rosales; Rosaceae.
AUGGCCAUAACUGAAUUCACUGUAAAGUGGGUUCCGUCUGGAAAGACUAGAUAUUGGGCUGAAUUUAGAGUUGGUUUGCAACAAAGACCAGAGCCAGAGGCUGCUAGGACGAUACCUCAUGAUUCUUGCUCACCCAGAGCCCAGGGAAGUGGAGAAGAAGAUAAUAGUGGAGGCCUUCUCACCCAGAGCCUCAUUGAAGCCAUUGACAUAGAGUGGUUGAAAUCUAUUACAAACUUGCCAAUUCUGAUCAAGGGAGUACUCACUCAUGAAGUUGCAAGAAAGGCUGUGGAAGUAGGUGUUGCUGGGAUUGUUGUCUCUAACAAUGGAGGCCGCCAACUAGAUUAUACUCCUACUACCAUUUCUGUCCUGGAAGAGGUAGUUGACGCUGUUGGAGGAGAAGUUCCUGUUCUGCUUGAUGGAGGAGUACAGCGAGGAACAGAUGUGUUCAAGGCAUUAGCCUUGGGUGCACAAGCUGUCCUUGUUGGAAGGCCUGUAAUCUAUGGCCUUGCAGCAAACGGAGAACGCGGUGUGAGACGGGUUAUCGAAAUGCUGAAAGAUGAGUUUGAGCUCACUAUGACCCUCUGUGGCUGCCCUGGUGUUAUGGAUAUUACCAGGAGCCAUGUGAGAACAGAAUGUGAUAAACUCCACUCCAUGCUUUAA